Molecule: messenger RNA, 1002 nt
Organism: Topomyia yanbarensis
Lineage: Eukaryota; Metazoa; Arthropoda; Insecta; Diptera; Culicidae
Product: enkurin
Exons: 2
Coding region: 78-887 (269 amino acids)
Cellular component (GO): acrosomal vesicle
Molecular function (GO): calmodulin binding
Source: RefSeq, a predicted model, not a curated record
AAACUCUUUCCCCAGCUCAGGUUGCAGUAAAAAGGGAAAAAAUCCUUUUAUUUCAUAUCUCAUUUACGUCCUGAACCAUGUCUAUUGUCAAAAUUUACUAUCACAACGAGAACAUCUACAACGUUGAGAAAAAACCUCCGGAACGGCCACCGAAACCACCGCUGUACCACUCUCGCUUCGAGCAUCAAGUGCGUCGGGAAACCAAGUCCAGCAAAGACGCUCACCGCACGAUGGGUUACGCGAAAAUUCCCCAGCAGAAACCGGACGAAUUUCUCAAAAAGAACUGCGGUGUCCGCUUUCGGGCUACCAAGUCGGCCCCGGUGAGAAUGUGUACCGGCCAUAAGCCACCGGUGCCGAAAAAGAACGAACUGGCACAAAGCAAUCAGCAGGUGAUGAAAUGUGUCGAUUUCAAGGUCGAAAACAUUAAGAAAGUUGUCGCUACAAGUCCGAAAAAGAUACGACCACGGUACGCAGACACGCGGAAGGGUGAUUUCCACGAUCUGGAAAAGUCCGGUCUGAUGCCAGUGUACAGAUGUCAACCAAAGUACGGCAAAGUUCCGGAGUACCUUCAGCGUCGGAAGAAAGACCUGGAAGCUCAAAAACAGUGUAUGGCUGCAACAAUAAAUAACAAAGUUCCGAGCUGCGUUGCGGUAUCCCAGGAAGAACGGUUGGAGCUACUGAAGGGUUUGAAAGCAAAUUGGGAAAAUCUUCAGCGAGAGUAUCAAAGUCUCCCAUUACUGAUCGAUACGGUGCCGAAGAUGAUACGCAAGGCUAAGCUAGAGAAAAGUAUGAAAGAAUUGGAAAAGGAUAUACUAAAAGUGGAGAGCACGCCGUACAUUUACGUAUAUGAUGAUGAAAAGCAACCGCAACAAAACAGUGAAAAAUAGUUCUUUAUAUAUUUUGAAAUGGAUCUAAGGACGACUAUUUGUCUUACACAUUUUGAUCAAAUGUAGUGUGACCACGUGCUUUCAAUUAGGAGUGAUAUGUGAAUCGUGCAAUAAA